Molecule: messenger RNA, 1053 nt
Organism: Spodoptera littoralis (African cotton leafworm)
Lineage: Eukaryota; Metazoa; Arthropoda; Insecta; Lepidoptera; Noctuidae
Source: the annotation of a GenBank genome assembly
CAUUACUUGAAGGAGUGUCUAUGUGCAAUGCAUCCUUCUCCUACUGAAUCAAUCGAAGAAUUGAGUCUUCAAUACGAAGACGAUAGAAAUGCAAUGAUUGCAGUAGCUGAUAAAGACAAUUUCAUAACAUAUGAUGAGUUCUACGAUGAGCUUGACAAUAGAUUGGGAAUAGAACAAUCGAUGAAUAUGAUUUUCUUCGGCCCGCCAAGUUCUUUUUUAAGACUUGACGCCGACUCAAUUUUACACAUAUUAACGCAGACAAAGAAAUACAUGAUACCCAUCGGUAGAGCCUUACUAGCAUGGGAUAUUAUAACUGAUGGAAAAACUGCUGCCUUUUUGCAAGGUCGUGAGUAUUUAGCUUUUGGAUCAUUAUUGGAUGUAGUGCCAGAAGAGGACUUGUAUUAUGUUAAUUUUGGAGACCCAUCAGUUCUCAAUCAUUUCGCUUCGCAUUUCAUCAAAUUACAACCCAGAAAGUAUGGUAUUCUAGCAUCAGCCUACAGACGGUAUUACGGCGACUCAUGGUAUCACAACAGUUCCUUUAUCAAUGAACUCGGCUACCUACUCUGCGGAUUCCCACCUUCAGACUUAGCAAAAAUAUCUCCUACUACCUUCAAAGAAAUAAGCUUCGAAACCCUUAGCAAAACUGGAAAAUGUAACAUAAAACAGGCUAAGGCUCUUUAUUCUAUAGCUAUUCAUCAUGACGCUUAUGGCGAACCAUAUAAAUGGUCAUCGCAUGAAAUUGGUAGACUUAGUGCUUUAUUCACGUGUAUACCUAAAAUUGAUAUUAGCUCGAUUCAACUUGAAGCCGUGACAGCUAUUAGUCCGGAAGUUUUGACUGCAAUGAAUAAAGAAAAAUUAGAGUACUUCACAAAACAACAAAUACUACGAAUGAAUCCCAAAACUCGAAAGAUUUAUAUUUUGAGAAUGCAAUUAAAGAAUACUUACAACAUGAAUGACGUAGCAAGACAGGGCGGUAAUAGCAGAACAAAUAACCAAAAUAUUGUUUUGCCAUUUCCUUUAAUUAUUGUCACCCUUACAUACUUCGAUUUUUAA